AUGGACGACAUCCACGCUCCCACGGUCGGCUCCGGUCCAACGACAGCGACCUACUCCACUGGCAUACAAGCAAAACAAACACUGCCACAACUCAUUGCGGAGAAGGAGACAUUGGAGGCCGAACUGUCCGCGCUCAGCUCCGUGCUCGACUCGCAUGGGGUGGACAUGAAGACGGCACUCACCACGUUCGAUGGCUUUCCACGCUCAGACAUUGACGUGCCUCAAAUACGCACCACAAGAGCACGGAUCAUACACUUGAAGAAUGACCACAAAGCCCUCAUGGCGAAGUUGGAAGAUGCGGUUCAUGCACAAUUUGCUGCAGGCAAAGCAGCAGAGGGCAUGGCCGAGAGCAGCUCGCGGGCCUCCACCAAUGGAGUCACGGCUUUCACACCCAGUGCGCCUGCAGUUGAGCCGCCGUUCGCCAAGGUCAACUCGGUCGUUGCUGGUAGCCCCGCUGAGGAGUCUGGACUCCAAGCUGGAGACAAGAUCGUAAGAUUCGGCACUGUAAACUGGCAAAAUCAUGAACGGCUCAGUAAAGUCGCUCAAGCGGUGCAGCAGAAUGAGAAUCGCGUUAUAACAGUGAAAGUCGUGCGUGCAUCUGCCACACCUACAACGACAACGCACGAGCUCCGACUGACGCCGCGGCAAAACUGGGGAGGCCGUGGCAUGUUGGGCUGCCAUCUGUUGCCCAUCUGA
Molecule: messenger RNA, 696 nt
Organism: Ramularia collo-cygni
Lineage: Eukaryota; Fungi; Ascomycota; Dothideomycetes; Mycosphaerellales; Mycosphaerellaceae
Product: related to 26S proteasome non-ATPase regulatory subunit Nas2, putative
Exons: 2
Coding region: 1-696 (231 amino acids)
Biological process (GO): proteasome regulatory particle assembly
Cellular component (GO): nucleus; cytoplasm
Molecular function (GO): protein binding
Source: RefSeq, a predicted model, not a curated record